This is a messenger RNA of Pungitius pungitius (ninespine stickleback), 1715 nucleotides long. Its product is annotated as amino acid transporter heavy chain SLC3A2. Lineage: Eukaryota; Metazoa; Chordata; Actinopteri; Perciformes; Gasterosteidae. Gene Ontology annotation, cellular component: apical plasma membrane; basolateral plasma membrane. Gene Ontology annotation, biological process: L-alanine import across plasma membrane; phenylalanine transport; L-leucine import across plasma membrane. The transcript is spliced from 10 exons. The record is from RefSeq and is a predicted model, not a curated record. Gene Ontology annotation, molecular function: L-leucine transmembrane transporter activity; L-alanine transmembrane transporter activity; aromatic amino acid transmembrane transporter activity. The coding region runs from base 88 to 1587 and encodes 499 amino acids.
AUGGUAGAGGUGCAUGCUGAGCGUGUGUGCACGUCAGCGUGACUUCAUCUGUGCCUCACUCCCACAUGGAACAAGCAGACGUGCAGGAUGCCUUUGAAUGCGCGAGUCACCGGAUACGGCAGCGUGGCGAGCCCCGGGCUUUCUACCGGCGCCACAGGCUCGGAUUCGGCCCCGCUGCUCAUCCCGCAGCCGGAGCCUCCCCCGCAGUGGCAGCCCCUGACUAAGGAGGAACUGGAAGUGGCCGCGGGGGGUGCGGGGUGGCGCAGGGCGCGUCAUUACCUGGUGCUGCUGUUCUGGCUCACCUGGCUAGCGAUGCUCGCCACCGCCAUCGCCGUCAUCGUGAUGAGCCCACGGCCGGUGGAAACGCCGCUUAAGUGGUGGCAGAAGACGUUGUUCUACCGCCUGGAACGCGACGUGCUCACGGAGAAGCAGGCCGACGCGUCAGAGGGCGUCGAUGCACUGGGUGAACAUCUGCAAUACCUCAAGUCCUUGGGUAUAGGAGCUCUGAUCCUGGAGGGUCAAUUUGAAAAGAAGGCCUCUCAUUUAACCCUCAAUGGCACUAAACGAUUUGGGCCUCAGAUUGACAAUCUGCUUGCAGAAAGCGUCAAAGCCGAUUUCAAAGUGUUGUUGGACGUGUGUGAUCUGGAUCUGAUGGGUCCUCAGAACGCAGAUAAGACAUCAAAUCUCUCUGCCAAAGAACAUUAUGCCCUUCGGAUCUGGCUGGAACAGGGUGUGGCAGGCUUUGUAAUCUGUGACACAGAUGCUGCAUAUUCAGAAAAGACACUUCUGGAGUGGAAGGGUGUCUUCAAAGAAUUCAGCAGUACGGAUAACGAAAGGAUUGUGAUGUUAAAAGAGACUAAAGAAGUUCCACCUGCAGUAAAAUUCUUUAGCCACAUCAAUAUUACGCUGGUGGAUGCCUUCAUGAGGUCACUUCUUCCAUCCUCGCAACACCUCCUAUCCGCAAAGGAAGUGGCUGAGGCCAUAGAGACACACCUGCAAACGGGAGAAGACGAAAUAUGGCUCAGCUGGACAGUUGGCGGUAAAGCAUCUCGUCACUUAAUGAAAUUACUCCUGGUGUUGGUGAUGACUCUGCCAGGGUCACCUGUAGUGUGGUUGGAUGAAGACAUCGACCAGGCUCAGAACGUGUCGCUGAAUGUUGGCUCGUCGCAUGGAGACCCAAACAAAUCGCCAGAACUCUAUAAGGACGAGGGGAAGAAGCAUUCAGCUUCUGCACUCUUCACCACCCUCAGUCACACCAGAGCCAGAGAAGAAGCUCUCCUGUUCGGCAGUUUUACUUACCUCCCGUUCAAUUCUUCCAGCUCCAACUCCACUCUUCCCUUUCGACCAUCUUCCCCGAUACUAGCCUUCUUGCGCACCUGGGGUUGUGUCCAGUUCCUUGUUCUCCUUAACAUCGGGUCUAAGCCUCAUGCCCUGGCUCCCACCUGGGCGCCGCACCUGCCCAAAGCCGGGGUCUUUGUGGCCAAUACGGGAAUGGCCCGCUUGGGCUCGACAACUCUGGACACGUUGGAACUGCGACCCCAUGAAGCCAUCUUAAUCAAACUAUUUGAGGCAGGAAGCUACUCGUAGAGCUUAGAGCAGUCAAUUGUGAGAUAUUUCAGCAUUCUGGAUCUUUUUUUUCUUCUUUUUUUGUUUGUUUGACGUGCUCAGGUCAGUGAAAUGAUUCUGCUGAUCCAUUAGGUAUAAUUGACAAUGUU